CCCUGCCUUGCUCUUUCCCACUCUCACUCAGCCCCAGGGAUGGCUCUGCAGGAUGUGUGCCAGUGGCAAGCCUUGGACCCCCAGGGAGCCUCCCCUUACCUGCCUCAGGCUGGUGCUUGGGCUGUGCCCCGGGGCUGGGACCCUCAGACCUUCCUACAGACCCACGGCCCCAGGCUGGCCCAUGGCACCACCACCCUGGCCUUCCGCUUCCGUGAUGGAGUCAUUGCUGCGGCUGACACUCGCUCCUCCUGCGGCAACUACGUGGAGUGUCCAGCCUCGCGCAAGGUCAUCCCUGUGCACCAGCACCUCCUGGGCACCACCUCUGGCACCUCAGCCGACUGCACCACCUGGUACCGGGUGCUGCGGAGGGAGCUGCGGCUACGCGAGCUGAGGGAGGGUCAGCUGCCCAGUGUGGCCGGCGCCGCCAAACUCUUAUCUGGCAUGAUGUCGCGCUACCGGGGACUGGAUCUAUGCGUGGCCACCGCCCUGUGCGGCUGGGACCGCUCCGGGCCUGCCCUCUUCUACGUCUACAGCGACGGCACCCUUCUGCAGGGGGACAUCUUCUCGGUGGGCUCUGGAUCUCCCUACGCCUAUGGUGUGCUGGAUCGCGGCUACCGCUACGACAUGAGCACCCAGGAAGCCUACGCCCUGGCCUGCCGCGCUGUGGCUCACGCCACCCACCGCGACGCCUACUCGGGGGGCUCCGUAGACCUCUUCCACGUGCGGGAGAGUGGUUGGGAGCACGUGUCCCGCAAUGAUGCCUGGGUGCUGUACUCUGAGCUGCAGAAGCUCUCUGGGCUAGAGAAGGAAGGGGAGGAGGAGGCCACCUCCGAGAGAGCCGGCCCAGGCAGAGAACCAUCUGUGGGACCGGCCCCGGGAGACUUGAGGAUGCCUUCAGAAAUGGAGAAGCUGUGAGCAGCGGCAGGACCUGGGGAGCCCAGCCCAGGGAGUGGGUGGGAGAUGGGACCACAGGGGGAGCAGACUCACAGCAUCUGGCUCCUGCUCUUUGGUGUUGCUGGCUUCAUUUGUUCCAAGUCUCCAUCCCUUUCUCCUCGCGGAGCUAUUGAUGGCUCUGUCCGACGUGUUCCGGUUGGCACCCAAUAGAUUGAUCCAACCUCCA
Sus scrofa (pig) is the source of this 1120-nucleotide messenger RNA. RefSeq names its product proteasome subunit beta 11 (gene PSMB11). The record is from RefSeq and is a predicted model, not a curated record. Gene Ontology annotation, molecular function: threonine-type endopeptidase activity. NCBI's taxonomy places the organism in Eukaryota, Metazoa, Chordata, Mammalia, Artiodactyla, Suidae. Gene Ontology annotation, cellular component: cytoplasm; proteasome core complex.